CCGGAGAAGCGGCGGAGGCAACAAUCGGCUCGUCAUGUCGAUCGAAAUCGAGUCCUCGGAUGUCAUCCGGCUGAUCAUGCAGUACUUGAAGGAGAACAGCUUGCAUCGGGCCUUGGCCACCCUGCAGGAAGAAACCACCGUCUCACUGAACACCGUGGACAGCAUUGAGAGCUUUGUGGCAGACAUUAACAGUGGUCACUGGGAUACGGUCCUGCAGGCGAUACAGUCAUUGAAGCUACCAGACAAAACACUCAUCGAUCUGUAUGAGCAGGUUGUUUUGGAAUUGAUAGAGCUUCGUGAACUGGGUGCUGCCAGAUCCCUCCUGAGACAGACUGAUCCCAUGAUCAUGUUGAAGCAGACCCAACCAGAGCGAUAUAUUCACCUUGAGAAUCUUUUGGCUAGGUCCUACUUCGAUCCACGUGAGGCAUACCCAGAUGGGAGCAGCAAGGAGAAACGGAGAGCUGCAAUUGCCCAAGCUUUGGCUGGUGAAGUCAGUGUGGUGCCUCCGUCUCGUCUUAUGGCACUGCUAGGACAGGCCUUGAAAUGGCAGCAGCAUCAGGGGCUGCUUCCUCCAGGUAUGACCAUCGACUUGUUCAGAGGUAAAGCUGCCGUAAAGGACGUUGAAGAGGAAAAGUUCCCCACCCAGCUCAGCAGGCAUAUUAAGUUUGGCCAAAAGUCACAUGUGGAGUGUGCCCGGUUUUCUCCAGAUGGCCAGUAUCUGGUCACUGGCUCUGUAGAUGGAUUCAUUGAAGUAUGGAACUUCACCACUGGGAAAAUCAGGAAGGACCUGAAGUACCAGGCUCAGGAUAACUUUAUGAUGAUGGACGAUGCAGUGCUGUGCAUGUGCUUCAGCCGGGACACCGAAAUGUUAGCCACUGGUGCCCAGGAUGGCAAGAUCAAGGUGUGGAAGAUUCAGAGCGGGCAGUGCCUGCGGCGAUUCGAACGAGGGCACAGUAAAGGUGUCACCUGCCUGAGUUUUUCGAAGGACAGCAGUCAGAUUCUUAGUGCCUCUUUCGACCAGACAAUCAGGAUUCACGGCUUGAAAUCUGGGAAGACCCUCAAGGAGUUCCGCGGCCAUUCUUCGUUUGUCAACGAAGCGACUUUUACCCAGGAUGGACAUUACAUUAUCAGCGCGUCUUCUGACGGCACUGUCAAGGUUUGGAACAUGAAGACGACGGAGUGUUGCAACACCUUCAAAUCGCUCGGCAGUACGGCGGGGACGGACAUCACAGUGAACAGCGUGGUCCUGCUGCCGAAAAACCCAGAGCACUUUGUGGUUUGCAACAGGUCGAACACCGUGGUCAUUAUGAACAUGCAGGGACAGAUUGUGAGGAGCUUCAGCUCUGGUAAGAGAGAAGGUGGUGACUUUGUCUGCUGUGCCCUUUCUCCCCGCGGCGAGUGGAUCUACUGCGUGGGGGAGGACUUUGUGCUGUAUUGUUUUAGCACGGUGACCGGCAAGCUGGAGAGAACUCUGACUGUUCACGAAAAGGAUGUAAUCGGUAUCGCCCACCAUCCCCACCAGAACCUGAUUGCGACCUAUAGUGAAGAUGGGUUGCUGAAGCUCUGGAAACCAUAGGACUGAUUUUUUUCAUUCCCUUCAGUAGUAC
Messenger RNA from Euleptes europaea (tarantolino), 1607 nucleotides. It is a transcript of the gene SMU1, whose product is annotated as SMU1 DNA replication regulator and spliceosomal factor. Bases 35 to 1576 code for a protein of 513 amino acids. Lineage: Eukaryota; Metazoa; Chordata; Lepidosauria; Squamata; Sphaerodactylidae. Gene Ontology annotation, cellular component: precatalytic spliceosome. The transcript has 12 exons. Gene Ontology annotation, biological process: mRNA splicing, via spliceosome. The record is from RefSeq and is a predicted model, not a curated record. Gene Ontology annotation, molecular function: protein binding.